Molecule: messenger RNA, 1770 nt
Organism: Ceraceosorus bombacis
Lineage: Eukaryota; Fungi; Basidiomycota; Exobasidiomycetes; Ceraceosorales; Ceraceosoraceae
Source: the annotation of a GenBank genome assembly
AUGUCGAGCAGCAGCAAAACGGACGCUCCAUUCUUCCCCUCCCCUUCCGACGCCUUCAUUGACGCUUUCAGAUCUUAUCGUAUUCAAGCGGGCGACGAUGCAUCUUUAUUGCCCAAUCCUUUGCCAUUCUCCUCACGAGCACGCUCAAGAGCAGGAGCAGGAGCAGGAGCAGGAGCAGGAGGUGGGCAUGCAGCGGGCAAGAGUGGAGGAGCAGGGGCAGCAGGAGAUGCAUCACCCGGCGGCUUCUUGCUGGAUGAGGUGGAGCAGGAGCAGGAGCAGGAGCAGGAGCAGGAGCAAGUUGCAGCAGCAGCGGCGGGUGGAUUCUUGGUUGAGCAUGACACCUCGUACAUCUCCGAGGCGCGUGCGGGUGCGGGUGCGGGUGCGGGUGCGGGUGCUCGCAUUCCAGUGAGCGUCAGCGCUGUACCUCCGCCCAUCUACCUGCCGCUCUCUUACAUUCCUCAAGCUCUAGCCACGCUAGGCCUGUCGCAUUCGGAUGAUCAAGUGUUGCAUCUGUUCCAACAGACGGCUCAACGCGUGCCUGUUUCUGCAACGGCAAGGAGGAGGAGAGGAGAGGCGAUGCGGGUGGAGGAAAUGGUGGUGCAUAGGCAUCAGUUUGAGCAGGUCGUCGGUGUGCUUUUAGAGCAGCAACGGCAGCGGGGGCGUGAACGUUCUGGUCAAGGAGAAUAUCAGGAGGGUAAAGAGGCGUCGCAGGAGGAGGAGGAGGCGUCGCAGGAGGAGGAGGAGGCGUCGCAGGAGCGUCGCCAGCCUGUUGCAGAGUCGGCGUCUUUCUCUGCAUCAGCAGCAGCAGCAAGACGUAGCAGGAGAGCGAGACCUUCUCGUUCGGCCAUGUACGAAGCGCAAGCUUCUUCAGGCUCUGAUGAAUCGGACGGCGAGAGGUACAAGCAGAGCGAAGAGGAGGAGGAGGAGGAGGAUGAGGAGCAAGGAGAGGGGAGCGACGACGAGUCUUUUGCGGGCAAGAAGCGUGGUCGAGGGGCAGGCAAAAGAAUGAAGGAUGGCGCCAAGAGCAGAGCGGGUAGAGAAGGAGGUGCAAAUGGCAAGGGCAAGGGCAAAGCGGCAAGAUCAAGCACGCAGCAACAGCAGCAACCACAUGACCGAGAUGCGCAAGAAAAUGCAGAGGUGGAGCUGCUGAAUGAAGAUCAGAGGGAAUUCGUAUCGGCUGCGUGGGAACUCUUGGUGCAGAGGUUGCCUGUCGCGACGAGGAGGCAGUCGUCUCAUGGAACAAGAGACGUGCGCAUCAAUGUCGAGCUGCUCGCGUCCAUCAUCAAGGGCUUGGGAGAAAAGAUGGGCGAAACAGAGGUGAGCUUUUGCGUGGCGGGGAGGGGAGGGGGGCACUUGUCCCUUGUCCAUCAUGAUGGCAUGUAGGCGAGAUGAGAUUUGGGCGCGCAGCAAGUUCCAGACGCCGAUGGGUCCGUCUAAUAUGACCGUGGAGUCCCGCAUCUGACCCCCCUUCUUGCCUUUUGCAUUCCUCACUCCCCCCGCCGUGCACCCCCCACGCAACACAGAUCGAAGAGAUGAUCUCUGAAGGCUCGCUAUUGUGGGCUUCGUGCACCGGUCAUGCACGACCCAAGACGAACAGCGAGGGUAGGGACAGCGUAGGCAUAGACGAGUGAGUGUGCAAAACUUGGCUCCCAAGCCUCUACAUUUGCGCUUAGCUUGGCUGCGCAUCGUCAUACCAUCUCGCACGCUGAGCCCCCACUCUCUUGACGCGCCAGAUUCGCAGGUAUACUGCUCAAAGCUCGCGUCAUAUGA